Messenger RNA from Sphaerulina musiva SO2202, 2039 nucleotides. RefSeq names its product glycerophosphoryl diester phosphodiesterase. Lineage: Eukaryota; Fungi; Ascomycota; Dothideomycetes; Mycosphaerellales; Mycosphaerellaceae. The coding region runs from base 322 to 1719 and encodes 465 amino acids. The transcript has a single exon. Gene Ontology annotation, biological process: lipid metabolic process. Gene Ontology annotation, molecular function: glycerophosphodiester phosphodiesterase activity. The record is from RefSeq and is a predicted model, not a curated record.
GCUGCGGCCUGCAGGAACCAAGUUCUCAUCGAUAUGCAAGACGCGAGUGCUCAGGCGGAACCCGGUAACUGCAGGCAAGCGGACUGAUGGCAGCACGAGCGAGCCAUGGGAUGCCGUGUAUACAGUAGCGGGAUAUAAAGACGGCGUGAUGUCUGGGACUCGCGAGAGAGGCUGGUUCCUCUUCGUGUUGCUCUCUUCUCUGGCGGCUGUUCUGCGGGCUGGUAUUGACCUGGAAGGCUUGAUAUCCUGCUUCAUUCGUCGCAGCAUUAUUGUGUCAGGGACGGAGUGACCACACCUUCGCCCACGAACACUUCAAGCACCAUGCCAUCCUCACUCAAGCUCGCAGCUGUCACCUUAGCCAUUGGUCUCACAGCUGCAGCUCCCGCUCCAGUAAAGAGACAGGACAACGGAUUUUGGAGUGCCGGAAAGUACGAGGGAGCAGGAACUUCUUACAAUGAUGGCAAAUGGUCGCCAGGCCAAUAUCCAGGCUCCGAGCAGCCAGUCACACCCCACCCGUAUCGUGGACACGCAAAGAGCCAGCCAGAGAAGAGCUUGAACGUACAAGUGGGACCACGUCCCUACUUUUUGGUAGAUAACAUGGAUGAUGGGCCUUUGAAGGAGAAGCUCGAGAGCUGCUCUGAAGGACCAUUCGAGACUACUAGCUUUUCGAUCUCGCAUCGUGGUGCGCCAUUACAGUUCCCGGAGCACUCUAAGGAGGGCUACGAAGCCGCCAUCAGAAUGGGAGCAGGUAUCGUCGAAUGCGACGUCUCCUUCACCAGUGAUCGCGAACUCGUCUGCCGCCACUCCAACUGCGAUCUCCAUUAUACGACCAACAUCCUCGCAGUACCUGAGCUCGCCGCCAAGUGCUCCGAACCUUUCGUCCCUUACAACAACGAAACAGGCGAACUAGCCUCAGCAAAAUGCUGCACGAGCGAUAUCACCCUCAAAGAGUUCAAGUCUCUCUGCGCAGAAAUGGAAGGUGGAACUUUCAACGCGAUGAACACCACCCAAUACAACGGUCGUCUCGGCCAAACACCCGAUUGGCGCACAAACUUGUACGCCUACGCCUGUGCGGAACCCUUAUCCUUGAAAGAGCAAAUAUCCCUUGUAGACUCCUACGGGCUGAAUUUCACCGCCGAGGCCAAAACGCCUGAGGUCCCCCUACCAUUCGACGGAAACUACACUCAAGAACUUUUCGCCCAACAAAUCGUCGACACCUUUGACGAAGCGAACAUCGACCCCAGUCGUGUGUGGCUACAAAGUUUCCUCCCAGCUGAUAUCUUUUAUUGGAUCGACAACGCUCCUGAGUAUGGUUUACAAGCUGUAUAUCUCGACGAACGCGCCGAUCUCAACGCCACGGGGUACGACGAGGCAGUAGCUUCUCUGCCCGGCCUUGCAGCACGAGGAGUCAAAAUCAUCGCGCCUUCGAUUUGGCAGCUCGUGACUGCCGAUAACGAAACUCAGGAAGUGAUUCCGUCGACUUACGCGCUCGCUGCCCAAGAGGCUGGACUGGAUAUCAUUACGUGGUCGUUUGAACGUACGGGUCCGCUGGAGGAUGGCGGGGGCUAUUAUUAUAGCAGCGUCAGUAAUUUGAUCAACAAUGAUGGCGACGAGUUGACCGUGCUUGAUGUGAUUGUCCAGAAGGUCAAGGCGAUUAGGAUCUUCGCUGAUUGGCCUGGAACUGUGACGUACUAUGCCAAUUGCUUCGGGCUGAAGUAGUAGUAGUAGUAGUGAGAGACGACAGACGAAAUCGACGGGAACGAUGCUGAAUGUGAGUGAUCAGAUCACGAGAAACGAGACAUUUCUGUAUAGUUGACAACCGAGCACGGCACGCGAAGAUCGAUCGCAGAGGAUUGUUUGCAGGUCCCUACCUACUUACAAGAAAGACCUUUCCUCAUUCUUUGCCUGCACUGCCAAGAGUUAUUAUGCAUACUUAGAUGCUGCAUGUCGCCGACAUGCGUCUAACAUUUGCCAUUUCGCCGUGAGCCGCAGCACCCCGUCCGAACCAUCACAUACUAAGGCACUACUGUACUACUACA